CCCCCAGCCCGGGCGGGCUAUAAGAGGCGGCGGCGGCAGUAUCGGGCCGCUUAUGCUGGCGGCGGGAGGCAGGGGAGGCAGCGGUGGUGGGGCACCUCCGCCCGCCACCGCCAUGAAGUCUCCUCAGGCCCAGCGGCCGACGGGUCAAGUGCUGGGGGAGGACGGCGGCGGGGGCCUGGCGGAGGCACUGGGGGAGUUCGACGCGGUGCUGGAAGAGUUCUCCUGCCCCGCCGGCCGGCGCCGCUUCCACUACGGCGAGCACCUGGAGCGCAUGAAGCGGCGGAGCAGCGCCAGUGUCAGCGACAGCAGCGGCCUCAGCGACUCGGAGAGUGCAGAUUCACUCUACAGAAAUAGUUUCAGCCUCAGUGAUGAGAAGCUUAACUCUCCAACUGCAUCUACUCCAAGCUUGCCAUCGCCAUCAGUAACUCCAUGUAAAGCAAAGCUUGGAGACACAAAAGAACUGGAAGAAUUCAUUGCUGAUCUUGACAGGACACUAGCAAGUAUGUGAAAUGAAUCUUUGGCAUUGUGCUUGCCUGUGAAUGUCCUCUGAAGGAGAAGUGACAUCAGUCACUGAGAACUGCUGCCCUUGUCUGAUAACUUUGCUACCCCAGCUAUUCACCUUCUGAACAUAACCUUCAUAAACUCCUACAAGUAUUUAACUGGCAACAUCAGUUUUAUUACUUUGCAGCAGAUGGAAUAAGACAGCUUAAGUAUUGCAGCUGUAUUUUUCUUUAAAAUAUAGCUUCAUUUUUAAUUUAAAGUUGCUUUGAUGAAAAUAUUUGUAAUUUUAUAUAGUUGAGAACUUCUAAUGCUUUUUUCCAUUGUAAUAUAUUUUUGUACACAAAUAAACCCUGCAUUGGAAUCCAGAUGUCUGAAAGCUUCACAUGAACAUGCAAACUCUGAAACCUAAGUACAAAUUAAGCUCUUAUUGAAAACAUUGAGCUUUAAAAUAUCUGAUAAGGGUGUAUUUUUCCUGUUAGACAAAAUGUGUUAUGCUGGCUUCAUGUGGCACUUCAUGUUUUUGUUUUCAAAUUGCUUAAAUAAGAUAAUUUUGUACUAUGUAAAAUUAAUACAAUCAGGAAAAUAAAAUUGGUCAAACUGUUA
This is a messenger RNA of Grus americana (Whooping crane), 1104 nucleotides long. It is a transcript of the gene RGCC, whose product is annotated as regulator of cell cycle. Gene Ontology annotation, cellular component: cytoplasm. The record is from RefSeq and is a predicted model, not a curated record. The transcript is spliced from 5 exons. Gene Ontology annotation, biological process: regulation of cell cycle. Bases 53 to 508 code for a protein of 151 amino acids. Gene Ontology annotation, molecular function: protein kinase activator activity; protein kinase binding. NCBI's taxonomy places the organism in Eukaryota, Metazoa, Chordata, Aves, Gruiformes, Gruidae.